UAUGUAGAAUUCUUUUUGAAUGUUUUGUUUUUGGGAAAAUCCCUCCAUGUUUACAUAUUUUUGCCAUGACAUGAUGGACUUUUUCUCUUGACAUUUUUGGUAUUUUAUUUGAUUCCAAUUUGAGAUUUUACCAUUGUAUAUUGUUAUUCUUUCCAUAUUUUGUACCUAUAUUGAAGUUUUUGUGUUUGCUUCUGAAUUGUACAUAUAUUGUUUAAAUUUGAUAUAAUAUGGCUACCGCCACAUUUUUGGAUAGACGCAGUGGCUGCUGAACUUAGUGUCACUUACUAGCUAUUGUAAUAGAUACUCUACGGAGUAAUUUAGUCCUGGAAGAAACAUAAACAUCAGACGGUUUUCUCCUAGAAUUUUCGGCUUUCUGAUUUGGCUGGGACGGGUAUCUAGGAGAAUCGUACCGGUGUGUUUCUAUUGGACGCGAUUAGGGCAGCCGCCUGCGAAAUAAAUUCUACAGUCUGAUGUUUAUCCUUCUGGCGUGAAUUAUACUUGGAAAUAUUUACCAGAACGCAUAUAAUCGGAUCUAUUUGGAUUAUUAAGAAUUACAAGGAAACAUUUGGAAUUUUAAUCGUUUAUCUUAAUUCUGAACUGAAUUUUGGAACUAUUCUAUUUUGUAUCUGUUACCUUUCGUAUUGAAUCCUAUUUAUGAUGUCAAACCGAAAAAAAUCACACGUGAGGAGGGUGGAAGAGCUCGACGGAUCACAGGGCUCUAGGCAAGUCGUUGAUAAUAACCUUUUUAUGGGUAACCCACAUGUUAUGUCUGAUAUUUAUUAUUGUAAGUCAUCGAUAGAGGGUUUAGAAUUACCUAAGGUUGAGCUUUCAUAUUUUGAUGGAAGGUCUCGCGACUAUUUUAAGUUCAUACGACAGAUAGAGACGUUUAUAGAACCUCGAAUCAAGGAUGAUCAAGUGCGUUUAUUGUAUUUAAUUCAUUAUUGUAAGGGAAAAGCUAAAAAUGCGAUCGAAGGCUGUCUUAUAAUGGACCCACAGGCGGGAUAUAAGAGAGCUAAGGUUAUUUUAAAACAGCUUUUUGGGCAGUCACAUGUGAUAGCGCGAGAAACCUUAGAGGACUUAUUUAGAACUGGGAAUGUCGAAUUUAAUGAUCCCGAAUCAUUGACGAACUUGGCCAUUAAAAUGCAGAAUGCUUCUUUAACUUUAGAACAGUUAAAUUGUACAGCUGAACUUAACUCUAUGACUACUUUAGAACGAAUAGUAAGGCUCCUACCUCGUCGAAUGCAAGCCCAGUGGGCAGAGCUAGUAUUCAAGUGGGACGAAGAGGAGAGAGAGCCCAAUUUUAACGAAUUGACGGAAUUUAUUAUGUCUCGUGCUAAGAUAGCUGGUAGUAGGUUUGGAAGAUUAGCUUAUCAGGCUAAAACAGGAAAUAAUACGGAAGCUACUAGUGGUCUGCGUGCGAGACAUUCGGAUUCUUCGUUUCUACCUAAAGCAUACUCGGAAGAUAAGAGAAUUGUCAAUUAUAUCACGAAAGCAUACGCUGAUGAAGUACGAGUACGUGACCGUAACGAUGUAAAUUCUCUUGAUGCGUGUCCUCGUAAGAAGCCGGAUGGUGUAACAGAUAAGAUGGCUUUUCUAAGUGUAGAAAAGAAAGAAAAAGGUGAAAAAGGUAGGCAUCAAGAUGGAUCCGGAGUGUGUGACGAUAAAAGCCUUUUAGCUGCUCGAAAGGCCUGGAACGGUAAUUUGGAUUCGAGUAAUCAGAGGUUGGUGAGUUCAGCAAAUAUGAAUAAAGCCCAGACAGGAUUGACUGAACGGAAUAAAGCUUAUUUUCGGAACCCUUCAGUUAGGGUAAAUUAUAUAACUGGACCUAGAGUAGCUUCUAGGAUAAGUGAUGGUGGAACAGUAACGGCUAAGAAGCCUAGGAGACAUGAUGCUACUAUUACUAAGAAGCCUGAACCUCAUGCUCUUACGGAUGCUACGACUAGCUAUGGAAAUAGUAGCCAUCAGAACCUCAAUAGUCACAGUGAUAAUAAGGAUAUAGAAAGUGUCAGCAGUCCACUUAUAGGGACUAGUUUAUCGACUUCAUCGAGUGAGCCUCCUAGUGUUUCGACGCCGUUGGACCUCGUCACGAAGGUUAAGUCGAUUGAAGAUGCACAAGGUUGUGCAGCUGUAACUGUUCCUAUUACGGUUGACCGUCAGUCGAGUGAUGAUGAGAAGAAAAUGUUUGAUGGUAACAGACAGUCUACAGUGAUAUGUGAUGACGAUGCUAUUGUUGAGCAUAUGUCUUGUGCCGCUGAAACGUAUGCUAACGCAGAACGGAAUCAAUUAGACGUUGAUAAUAAACCGGAUGUCACUGAUGUGACAAAUGAGUUACCGACGAUGAUGAACACUGUUCAAACCUCCUCUGCAGCAGGAGAUGGAAGGAUAAAUAUUGAUCCUACGUCAUGA
Schistosoma turkestanicum is the source of this 2406-nucleotide messenger RNA. NCBI's taxonomy places the organism in Eukaryota, Metazoa, Platyhelminthes, Trematoda, Strigeidida, Schistosomatidae. The record is from the annotation of a GenBank genome assembly.